Messenger RNA from Acytostelium subglobosum LB1, 1329 nucleotides. RefSeq lists its product as hypothetical. The coding region runs from base 1 to 1329 and encodes 442 amino acids. Gene Ontology annotation, cellular component: Golgi apparatus; membrane. NCBI's taxonomy places the organism in Eukaryota, Evosea, Eumycetozoa, Acytosteliales, Acytosteliaceae. Gene Ontology annotation, biological process: transport. The record is from RefSeq and is a predicted model, not a curated record. The transcript has 7 exons.
AUGACAAGACAGACAUCUUUGUUUUUGUCGGCGACGUUGCUGAUAUGCCUCGUGUUGAUAUCGACUACAAAUGCAUUUAUACAUCAUUUGAAUAUUAAGGACGAUAUACGUCAGGUGUUCCUGAUCGAGAGCUUUGGUCUGGGAAAGAAUGGUGUGAUGAAGUGUUCAGUGGCCAAUUGGAAGCUCAAUGGACAGCCAAUAGACUCUUCAAUGUCCAAUGGAACAGGAUUCUUCAUCAAGGUCACUGACACUGAUGCCAGCGCAUUGGUCGACGAAAUCAUCCUUCAGAAGGACUGUGUACAUUUCUUUGAGAACCAGAGUUUCUUCUUCACGUACAAGAGCGGCGACACAACCAAUUUUGACUUGACAGUUGACGCACCAGGCUUCAAAGAGGGAUUCUAUAACCUUCACUUUAUCAAUUGUAAUCAUGGUGAUAAAGUCUCUUUCGAUCUUUCAUUGGAGCAAUACAACGUCGAGUCUAACGGACAAAAGAGUUAUCUGUCGAUUGGUGACACUCCUUUGCCAACUCUAUACGGAGUGUUCUCUGCUGUCUUCUUUGGAUUGUUGCUACUCUGGGUCUUCUUCUUCCUAAAGGGAGAGGGCAAGCGUGUCAACAAGAUACAUCACCUCUGCACUGCCUACCUUUUGAUUCAGUCAAUCUCACUAUUGUUCGAGGCUAUUGAGAAGCACUACAUCAAGACCACUGGCAGCGCUCAUGGUUGGAAUGUUGCAUAUUACAUCUUUGCAUGCCUUCAAGGAUCAUUCUUUAUUGUUUUGAUUGCACUUAUUGGUUCAGGAUGGGCAUUCAUCAAGCCAUACCUGUCCGACAAGGACAAGACUAUAUUCAUGGUGGUCAUUCCUUUGCAGAUUCUCGACAACAUUGCAUUGGUCAUGGUCGAUGAGGAGGCACCAGGUUCCGUCGGUUCGAUUGGAUGGAAGCACAUCUUCACAGUUGUCGAUAUCAUCUGUUGCAUUGCCAUCUUGAUCCCAAUCAUUUGGUCAAUCAAACAUCUAAAGGAUGCUUCGCAGGUUGAUGACAAAGCUGCCCAGAACCUUCAGAAGCUCACUCUAUUCAGACAGUUCUAUUUAUUUGUAAUCUCUUAUAUUUACUUCACUAGAAUCAUCAUCACUCUGCUGCGAUCGACACUUCCAUUCAAGUGGGUAUGGUUGGGCGACUGCUUCCAGCUUAUUGCCGCACUCAUCUUUUACUCCACUACUGGAUAUCAGUUUAGACCAUCUUUGGACAACCCAUACUUCCAUCUGCCACAGAAUGAGGAUGGUGUACAAAUGUCAGAGAGAGGUGUAAACACUGAUAGAGACGACGAUUGA